AAGAGGAUCACGAAGCCAUCCACCACGAAGGCCCACGCUCUGUGCGUACCCCUUCCGGCACAGGGCCACAUAAACCCCAUGCUGAAACUGGCCAAGCUGCUUCAUCACAAAGGCUUCCACAUCACUUUCGUUCACACAGAGUUCAAUCACCACAGGUUAGAGAAGUCCUUGGGAGAGGACGCUCUUCAAGGCUUGGACGAUUUCAGGUUCGAAGUCAUCUCCGAUGGAUUACCGCCCUCAAGCCCGAGAGGCAUACUCGACCUCCCUUCCCUGUGCUUGACAUUGCUGGUGGACGGCUUACGUUCGUUCCGUAAGCUCAUCAUGAAGCUCAUGAAUUCCGAUGGCCCUCCUCCCACAUGCAUAGUUUCGGAUGGCGUGAUGAGCUUCACCUUGAAAGUUGCCCAAGAAUUUGGCGUUCCUGAAGUGAUGUUCUUCACUCCUAGCGGUUGCGGCAUGUUGGGGUACCUCCACUUUGAAGAGCUGGUGAAUAGAGGCUUAUUCCCAUUGAAAGACGAAAGCUGCUUAAAUAAUGGAUUUCUCGACACGGUGGUCGAUUGGAUACCCACAAUGCGGGGAAUCCGAUUGAGGGAUCUCCCGACCUUCAUCAGAACAGCCAACCCCGACGACAUAAUGUUCAAUUACAAUUCCGAGUCAAUCAACAACGCAUUCAAAGCCGACGGCUUGAUCCUCAACACUUUCGAUGAUUUGGAAGUGGAGGUGUUAGAGGCCAUCAAAGCCAAGUAUCCACAGCUUUACACGCUAGGCCCGCUUCCCAUGCUUCACCAACAGCUACUCCCAUCGCCAAACUCGUUGGACUCCAUACAAUCAAGUUUAUGGAAGGAAGACGGUGGCUGCUUGGGUUGGCUUGACGGAAGAGAGCCCGCAUCAGUGCUGUACGUGAACUUCGGGAGCUUAAUAACAGUGACCCAAGAAGAGCCGAGAGAAUUCGAUGUGGGGCUCGCCAACAGCAAAAGCCCCUUCUUGUGGAUCAUUAGGCCAGAUGGAGUCAAGGGCGGGGAAGAUGUGAUUUCAGGAGAGUUCAGGGAGGAGAUAAGGGACAGAGGACUGAUAGUGGGGUGGUGCGCUCAGGAGAGGGUCUUGGGCCACGGCUCGAUCGGAGGCUUCUUGACGCAUUGCGGGUGGAAUUCCACGUUGGAGAGCAUGUGCGAAGGAGUGCCGCUCAUUUGCUGGCCCUUCUUCGCCGAGCAGCACACGAACUGCCUGUAUUCCUGUGCAAGGUGGGGGAUUGGGCUGGAGAUGAUCCAUGGCGGAAGCGAUGGUUUGAAGAGGGAGAGGGUGGAAGGGGUCGUGAGGGAGCUGAUGAAAGGGGAGAAGGGGAGAGAGGCGAGAGAGAAGGCCAUGCAGUGGAAGAAGAGAGGUGAAGCAGCAACGAGGCCAGGUGGUUCUUCUUGUUGA
Molecule: messenger RNA, 1416 nt
Organism: Syzygium oleosum
Lineage: Eukaryota; Viridiplantae; Streptophyta; Magnoliopsida; Myrtales; Myrtaceae
Product: 7-deoxyloganetin glucosyltransferase-like
Exons: 2
Molecular function (GO): UDP-glycosyltransferase activity
Source: RefSeq, a predicted model, not a curated record